Molecule: messenger RNA, 3234 nt
Organism: Fonsecaea pedrosoi CBS 271.37
Lineage: Eukaryota; Fungi; Ascomycota; Eurotiomycetes; Chaetothyriales; Herpotrichiellaceae
Exons: 1
Coding region: 1-3234 (1077 amino acids)
Biological process (GO): positive regulation of TORC1 signaling
Cellular component (GO): cytoplasm
Molecular function (GO): protein binding
Source: RefSeq, a predicted model, not a curated record
AUGGAAGCCGCCAUCCGCUUCUCCCAGAACUCAUUCCCUGCAAACCCGCAGAGAUUCUUGUACGUCGAUGUCGUUGGGAGAUCCUUCAAAUUGUGCAACGUCACAAAACAGAGCAAAAGAGUCUUCGAAUAUGAAGCCAUUCAUACGACGACCAAAGUCCCAGCAUUUCGGGCCUUUGACUGGCAUCCCGUCAAUGAGGAUCUGGUUGUUGUCGGUCAAGCGGGAGGAGAGGCCACUCUUUUGAAUAUCGCCGAGGGUCAGCAGGACUCCUUGUCUUUUCAAGUGAGGAGUCAGCGCUUGUGCAAUGCCGUGGCCCUCAACAGUCAAAAUCUUCUGGCCGCAGGGCUGGACAAAGUGAGGACUGAUUUUUGUCUCAAUAUAUGGGAUUUCAACCAGGGGCUACCUACAGCAGGAUCAACGGGCUUUUCCAAGAAUCAUUCAGAACCCCUUCAUAAGCUGGCAAGCGGGGAGCCCAUCACCAGUUUGAAGUUCUUCCAGGACGACCCUUCACUCUUGGUAUCUGGGGUUAAAGGUCAAUUUGUCAGAUUGUAUGAUUUGCGAGAGCCGUCCAUCGGAAAUGGGUUGCAAUUUGCCACCCGGUGUGUCCAUAACCUGGCUAUCGACUGGCUUGAUCAGAACUACUUUGCUUCUUGCUAUCCAACAAACGACCCAUCGAUCUGUGUUUGGGACCGGAGAAUGAUCACCCGCCUCAACACGCCACAAUUGGGCUUCACCGGAGGGUCUCAUAGUGAAAAUCGCCAACCCGAGCUGUCACUAGAGCUAAAGAGCGUCGUCGAAAGUCCAGGGACAGUUUGGAGCGUGAGAUUUUCCAAAGCUGAGCGAGGGUGCUUGGGCGUUCUCUCCAGUACUGGACAUCUGAAAGUCUACAAAUUGGGCAAAGAUUUCUCUUCACAGACCUACAGGGUCGAAAAUGACGGACGCCAGGAUCUCUCAUGGGAGACCAGCACACCUCAGGAGAUCUUUCUCGAGCGAGCUCAAGACCUCGAGAGGCCAUAUGCAAGUGCCGCUGCUCCCAAGAACGAGAAAUCCAGGAUUGUGUCCUUUGACUUCACGACAGCCACAACCAAUACGAGGCAAUCCAAGAUCUUGACACUUGACGGACGUGGCGAGGUCAAGCUCAUAUCCCCCAGCCCUCCUCCAGGCCCGUCGCCCCUCUGCUCCGCUGGGUAUCUAUGCAAAGGCAGUCAUUUCAUCGAACAGUUAACCACUCCCACUCCUGAACCAGGAACUGCAAUCGACCAAGUCCGUCGUCGGGCUCAGCCCCGGAACAUUCUCAGACAGACCUUUAAGCAAUCACGACAGAACAGGACCAUUGCAGAAACUAAACGAAUGUCGAGUCUUGAUGAUCAGGCAUGGCACGCCGACUUAGGUUUCUACGAAAGGGAUGUGCCAUUACCAGACCUUGUGACAUUGACCUCAAUUCAACGGUUGCGGUGCGAAGCAGGUUAUCUUCUCAACCCCUCCAAAAAUAAGGCCAUUGUCUCAGACUCCCACUGGCUACAAUCAUUCUGGGCUUGGGUGGAACGAGCUGCGAAAAUAUCGAGAAAUGGCAACAUGGCACACGAAAAUUUCGAUCUUUCUUACAUCGGCGUUUAUGGUCUCUGGAUGGAAGACAUCGAUCCCAAACAUCGAAUGCUCGGUCAAAGCCCUAACAAACUCGGCAAAACUAUUGAGAAUCUGGUGCACCGUUUGAAUAUACCUGGCAUCAGCAAAACGACAACCGAAUAUACCGCCAACAGGCAGCUCUGCCUCUAUUCAGCCGGCCUAGCCUGGUCCUCUGACGAGCUCAAGUCGAUCGUCAAACGGCUGGUGACGAAAAAUCAGCAUACAAAGGCGGCAGCCUUGGCUCUGUUUGCGAUGGACCGCAAGUUGGCGUACAAGGCACUCCGCGAUAAGACUGCCAAUCAGUCCCACAAAAUGCUGGCCAUGGCAAUCGCCGGGUCAUUCAAGAAAGCCCGAAAUGAAGACACUGGAGCAAGUAGUCCGGGAGAGUCGGACGCCCAGGAUGAUUGGGCUGACACGAUUUCAUCCCUUGCCGACGAGUUGACGGAUCCCUAUGCGCGAGCGAUCCUAGCAUAUGUCAAAACCGGGGAUUGGUCAAAUGUAGUUGCCGAAGAAUCCCUUCCUCUCAAAUACCGCGUUUGCAUUGCUUUGCGACACUAUGACGAUUCGAGACUGACAAAGUACAUCUCUGAUACGACCAAGGAAGCAUUGGCUGCAGGAGACAUUGAAGGUGUUGUGCUGACAGGCACGGCAACGCAGGCCGCUUUCGACCUCAUGAGCGGCUACGUUCAGCGCUUUGGUGAUUUACAAACGGCGGUAUUGGCACUUUGCUCGACCAUUCCACGAUACUUGGAUGACGAGACAGUGCUUCGUAAGUUCAAUGGCUGGAAAGAUGCUUACAGGCACAUGAUGAACAGUUGGAAUCUGAAGUUUGACCGAGUGCGGUUCGAUAUAGCCUGCCACAAUGCCGCUAGAGAUGAGCGGGGAAGACCGCUGAUACCCCCGGCAAAACAGCAAGUACGUCUCGUCUGCGGCUUUUGCGCACAGAGCAUUGCACAUUUGGCGGGUGCUGCUGGCGAAAGUGUGUCCGGCCACAAGGUUAUGGAUACAGCUCGGCACCCGCUGACCAAGGAAAAGGCGGCAGCUGUUGGUAUAGUGUGUCCCAAGUGCGAACGACAUUUGCCACGUUGUGGUGUUUGCGACCUCUGGCUUGGAGAGCCUGAUGGAUCCUAUCUGCCGUGGUCCGGAUCGCAAUUAGCAUCGAAGCAUGACGCCGGCAAGGCCAGUCUUGAUCUCAGUUCCAGCAUUGCGGGGAGUGUGCAGACAACAUUGGGACCGGACACCACCCUGGGACCAAACAUCAAGGGCAGCUCGCCUCGACAGAAACACUCGGUCCCAGUGAACUCCAAGGUUUCAACGAGUGAGUCGUCGACAAAGACGGCCGUCCCUACUUCCCCGGCACCCAGCAAGACAGUGGAUUCAGUUCCCGACAUUAUGGUGGCAGCGCCAGAAGGUUCAGGCCACGGGCAAGGGCCUGGUGGCGAGAUGAAGAAGGUAGAGGCCGCGCGGAAGUGGGAUAGCGCCAUGUCUCGAUUCACGGUGAUGUGUCUGAAGUGUUCUCAUGGGUGUCACGCUGCACAUGCACGAAUGUGGUUCGAAAGGCAUCGUGUGUGUCCGGUUCCGGACUGUCCGUGUCUCUGCAAUGAGUGA